Messenger RNA from Protopterus annectens (West African lungfish), 4598 nucleotides. RefSeq names its product tetratricopeptide repeat domain 39C (gene TTC39C). The record is from RefSeq and is a predicted model, not a curated record. The transcript has 14 exons. NCBI's taxonomy places the organism in Eukaryota, Metazoa, Chordata, Ceratodontiformes, Protopteridae. Bases 963 to 2687 code for a protein of 574 amino acids. Gene Ontology annotation, molecular function: protein binding. Gene Ontology annotation, biological process: cilium assembly; otolith morphogenesis.
UCGAAACCAAAACAGAUUCGUAGUAACAGCAGAAGAACGUACCUGUCACGUAAGAAGCAAUACGCGAUUGUCUGUUACGUUGCCAGGGUGAAAGGUUACAGCUGUCACCUGCACGCGCUUCCUGGAGCAACUAGGGGAAGGCUUGUGAGGAACUGUUGAGUAAAGGAGGGUAGUGAAUGACAGGCACUUAAUAGGUUUGCCGGUAUUGUUUACUGAUUCGGUGUGGAAGGGCAGUAGAACUUGGUGGUCGUAUUGUAUUCAAACCGGGUCAAGGAGAGAAACAAGGACAUCAGACAAAUCGCGUGGACCUAGGCUGAUGCAGCAGCUUCUUGGUGAUGCUGUGAUAUGGUGUUUCUGUAUGUUGUGUGUGAGAGACAAGUCAAACUGAAAAAGUAGUACCAACAAGAAACAUUAAUUACUUGUAUGGAAAAAAAUGAAUAGGAUUUAGAAUAUCCUAGGCAAGUCUGUGCAUAUUCUUGUCUUCACUUAUAUCCACCUUUUGCAUUCAUUUGGAAAAUGGUCGUUUUGUCUUGUAAACACAUUCUGCUUGUUUGAACCAGUUCCUUUCCUGUUGUGUUUCUAGCGGUUUGAUGAAAUAACGCCUGCUGUUAUCUAUUGAGCAGUGAACUGAGCGUACCCUGGAGAAAAUACUCUGAACUGAGUGCCUGCAUGAGGCGCCGGUGAUGAAGUACUGAAAAAAGCUAGGGCAUUAUUUCCAAGGUUUAACAGGCUGUAGCUGACACAUACAGUGGCGACCCUUUUGCUGCCGGUGAAGACUGAGAGUUGCUUAAAUAUUUCCGUGGUCAGGACUGAGCUCUGUUCUCCCUCUUUUCAUUGUUUUUGUUUUAUCUGGGAUUUUAUUUCAGUUUGCCGGUCGAGACGGCUGCUUUCAAGGCCUUUUGUUCUUUUGUUAGGAAUUUGGGAACGGUAAAUUGUACACAAUCACAACCACUGGAAAUAGCAUGGCCGGGCCAGAACGGAGCGAACAGCAGGUUGACGAUACUUUGCAUCAUCUUGAUGAUUCAGAAUUGGCCUUGGCAGGGAUCAAUAUGCUUUUGAAUAAUGGAUUUAAGGAAUCCGACCAGCUCUUUAAGAAAUACAGAAACCACAGUCCAUUGAUGAGUUUCGGCGCUAGCUUUGUCAGCUUCUUGAAUGCUAUAAUGACUUUUGAAGAAGAGAAAAUGCAGCUGGCUUGUGAUGAUUUGAAAACCACAGAAAAACUGUGUGAGAGUGAUGAGACUGGAGUCAUUGAGACAAUCAAGAACAAGAUAAAAAAAAAUGUUGAUUCUCAAAAGCCAUCACUAUCAGUGGAAGAUCGACUCCAGAGACAGAUAAUCAUAGCAGACUGCCAUGUCUAUUUGGCUGUGCUUUCAUUUGUAAGACAGGAACUUUCAGCGUACAUAAAAGGUGGAUGGAUCCUUCGCAAAGCAUGGAAAAUUUACAACAGAUGUUACACAGACAUUAAUACACUGCAGGAGAUUUGCCAGAAAAAGACUUCUCAGGAACAUUUGACUUCUGAUGCUGCGAAUGAUAAUCAUACUCCUAUGGAGGGUUUAUCUGAAGAAUCUCUCAGUAGACUUAAAGGUGCUGUUAGCUUUGGAUAUGGACUUUUUCAUCUGUGCAUAUCAAUGGUGCCACCAAACCUUCUUAAAAUCAUCAAUCUUUUGGGUUUUCCUGGAGAUCGUCUGUUGGGGCUUUCAUCGCUGAUGUAUGCGAGUGAAAGUAAGGACAUGAAGGCACCUUUGGCUACACUAGCACUAUUGUGGUACCACACAGUGGUACGACCCUUUUUUGCCUUGGAUGGCAGUGAUACCAAAGCAGGACUGCAAGAGGCCGAGGAGAUUCUUCAGAGGAAAGAAGCUGCUUAUCCUAAUUCCUCUCUGUUUCUGUUUUUCAAAGGGAGGGUUCAGCGAUUAGAGUGUCAAAUCAAUCGUGCCUUGUCCUCAUUCCAUACCGCUCUGGAACUUGCAACAGAUCAAAGGGAAAUCCAGCAUGUAUGCCUUUAUGAAAUCGGUUGGUGCAGUAUGAUUGAGAUGAAUUUCCAAGAAGCAUACGAGUCAUUUAGAAGACUUAAAGAUGAGUCACGUUGGUCCCAGUGUUAUUAUGCAUACCUAACUGCAGUAUGUCAAGGAGCUACAGGUGACCUAGAGGGAGCUCAUUCUGUAUUUAAAGAUGUGCAAAAACUUUUCAAGAGAAAGAACAACCAGAUUGAACAGUUCUCUGUGAAGAAGGCAGAGAGGUAUAAGAAACAGCCUCCUACCAAGGAGCUGUGUAUCUUGGCUACAAUUGAGGUGCUGUAUUUGUGGAAAGCUCUUCCAAACUGCUCAUUAUCUGAUCUACAGCAUAUGAGUCAAGCUUGUCAGGAGGUAUCAGAUCCUUCAGCAGCUGGUCUAAAGAAUCUGCUUCUUGGUGCCAUUCACAAAUGUCUAGGUAAUUCAGAAGAUGCUGUUCAGUUCUUUCGUUCAGCUAUAAAGGAUAACCAUGAACAUCAGAUUAAUUCCUAUGUUCAGCCAUAUGCUUGCUAUGAGCUUGGCUGCCUUAUGCUGGACAAUCCACAGACUGCUGGGAAGGGAAAGGUCUUACUUCUUCAGGCUAAGGAGAACUACACAGGCUAUGACUUUGAGAACAGAUUGCAUGUCCGAAUCCAUGCAGCACUAGCCUCUUUAAAAGAAGUGGUUCCACAAUGACAGAACUGGUAUUCUGCUUCAACUCGCACAGCUACUGCACUUUUAAGUUGUUCUGUAGAGAGUGGAGAAGAUAGAACAACUAAUUUUCCUUCUGGAUGCCAUUAGAUGUCAGCCUUUUCUUGACUUGAAGUUAAGAUGUGAAGUAAUGCUGUACAGUUGGAACAAAUUAUUCAUUUGACUUGUUGCAGUUGUAUUUAAUCAGGGUUAUGAACUAGGUCAUGUUGAAUUUGAUUGGUCAGUAUCAGUGCAGAUAUUUAUGUGGGUAAUUAUUCAAGAAAGAGAACUUGUUUAAUGUGAUAUGUUAAAUCGUCUUAUGUGGUCAAUGGGGAAUGGUAUGAUGCUUUACUUUGGUGGAUUACAUUUUGUUGUAGGGUGGAAGACCAUAGAAAUAAAGCCCCUUCUCCCUCACAUUUUAACACAUAAUCUUGCAUUAGUAAUAAUAUAGAAUAAUAUAGCUAUGGAAAUGGUCUAUACAGUCCACAGCUGCUAGCAGAUCCUUUGCUUCUCUGCCCACAGGGUGAAGGAGGGAGUCAGUCACUGUCCUUUAUUUUAUUUAAGAAAGCAAUAUCAAACUAGAAGGACAGGUAAUCAGGCUUGUUCUAGUAUAAAGCUAGCACAGUACGGAAUACUAAAGGCCAGAUUAAACGGAUGGUGUCUGUGGGUUUAAGUAAAUUAUUGGCAACAUCCGUAUUUCAGGGAGCUCAGGGAGGCAUUCAGGAGGAUGAAACAUUUAUUAGUUAAAACUAAAUAGAAAGAUGUUCCUUUCUAGUCAGGAAGGUUGGGAAUCCCAACCAUUUUAAUGUUUUACAUGUGUUACAGCCAAAUUGUUGUUUAGUUGCACUAAUUCUAAAUAUUCCUUAGUGAGAUGUUGUUGACAAUGUUGUUUGAAUUGUUACUGUUCAAAUGAAUGGCCUCACAGGACUUGUAAAAACAGUUUGUUCCCCUGAGGUUUUAUUUUGUCAAAGUCAUAGCCAAGAUGUUCAUUUGAAGAAAAAACAUCACUUUUUAUCACAAGGUUAAUUUUUAUCAAGAACAUAGUGACCUUCGUAUUUUAGCUCAGAGUAUUUUGCCCAAUUUGCAGUGUUGAUGUGAUGUUCGAGUACCUCACUCUAUGUGAAAAAGCUAUUGAGAUUGCCUGAAGGACUCCUGUACACUUUAAAGGGGGGUCACUUUGCCCCAGUGUAUUAGGCUGCAUAGCAGCACUAAAAUGUUGAAUUUAUUUAUUUUUAUGUAUUCACAGUUUCCUACAUUUGGAAUGUCUUCUUUAAAUGAAGUUUAAGUCACAUGAACUUAAAUAGCCAAGAAUAUGCUGUGAGUUUUAUUUACAUGCAUUUAAUCUCUCCUUCUAAAGACUUGAAAACUGGUUUAAUAUUACUAUAAUAUAAUAAUUUAUAGCACGUUCCCUAAAUAUUGCAGCAAUAUUGAACAUAUUCACUAGUGGCAGACUAGAAGAACCAGAUCUAUGAUGUAACCUAGAAUGCAUAUAAAUGAUGGAAUCUGGAAGUGAUGUUUCAUACUGUUUUUCUUUUAUUAACUUGUGUUUUUGUUGCUUCCCCGUAUUAUCCACCACACCAUUUGCCCCAUGUUCCAAUGUCUGCACACGAGACAGAGAAGAGAUAGUGAUGGUCAUCUCAGCAUGAUGCUAUCCUGAUAGUCUGGGGGGGGGGUCCCCAAAGUAUGCACAAACAGUGCAGAUGGUGUGCUCAUGCCACUAUAGAUGUUGUCUUUAGGUACUCCAUUCCAUCUCUGUGUCAGAUUGCAGUUCUCCAGUCAGGCAAGAACGCAUUCAAUGCAUCUCAUGGAAAUCGUGCUGAAAAUUUGCUUAUAGCAUAUGCUGUGUUUCAGGUUAAUUGAUUGUAAUUCUAACUUUACUGCUUUGUUUUGUUUUAAUAUAUAGUUGCAUUGUUUGGA